Molecule: messenger RNA, 2214 nt
Organism: Lactuca sativa (garden lettuce)
Lineage: Eukaryota; Viridiplantae; Streptophyta; Magnoliopsida; Asterales; Asteraceae
Source: RefSeq, a predicted model, not a curated record
AUGAUUAAUGUUGAAAAGAAGAUCGAUUGCAAAAGAAAGGAUGAUAUCAACAGUAAAAGUGAUUCUUCUCAGGCAUUUGAGGUGGGGGUAAAUAAAGUUGUUAGGCAAAAGGAGGUUAUUGAUGUUAUAAGGGAUAAUAACCUGGGAAUGUGUGUUGUGGUUGAAUCCCAUGUCAAGGUUUUAAAUUUGAAGAAUGUUUGUAGUAAAACCUUUGGUAAUUGGGAUUGGGUCUCUAAUAAUAGGUACUGUGAAGUUGGUACCAGAAUAAUUGUAGGAUGGGAUCCUAAACUUUUUGAAGUUUUGGUUAUUGCCCAAUCUAGACAAGUAAUUCAUUGCUAUAUUAGAGUGUGUGGGUCUAAUUAUAGCAUGUAUAUCGCCUUUAUAUAUGCUGCUUCUAGAUAUAUUGAGAGAAGGGUUUUAUGGGAUGAUUUAAAAAAGCAUAGCUUAGUUGUGAAGAAGGAAGCUUGGUGUAUUCUUGGUGACUUUAAUGUUGCCAUGAAGAAUUCUGAUUACUCUGAAGGUUGUUCCAAAAUUUGUAAUGAAGUUGAUGAAUUUAUUGAGUGCAUCAACUUUAUAGAAGUUGAGGAUCUGAACAGUACUAGAUUUCACUUCACUUGGAAUAAGUCUCCUACUAGGAAUAAAGGUUUGUUGAAGAAACUGGAGAGGGUGAUGGUGAAUUUGAAAUUCUUAUCUGAUCAACCCCUUGCUCAUGUUGUGUUUAAACCAUAUCGUACCUUUGAUCAUUGCCCUGCUAUUCUAAACACUCCUAACUGUAAAAUGAGAUGGAAACCUUCUUUUAGGUUUGUUAAUUUCAUUACAAAUAAGGAAGAGUUUUUACCCCUGGUAUUUCAAAAGCUGAAGUUAUUAAAAAAGCACUGUAGGGACCUGUGUAAUAAAUACAGAGGUUCAGGGAAGAAAAUUAAGGAGUUAAGGAAGGACUUGGGGAAUAAACAGAUGGAAAUUGAUCUGAACCCUCUUAAUGAUAAUUAUAGGAAGGAGCAUGCUAAUAUUCUUUAUGAAUAUAAUGUUGCUUGUAAUGAUGAAGAAAAGCUUCUUUCGCAGAGGGCCAAGAUCAAGUGGUUAUCGGAUGGGGAUAAUAAUACCAAGUUUUUUCACAGCUGUUUGAAAAGUAGAAAUAAUAGGAAUCGAAUUUUGAUGAUUCUGGAUGAGGAUGGAAGAUGGAUAAGGGGAAAUGCUAUGAAGGAGAAAUUUGUUAAUCAUUUUAACAAUUUCUUGGGCUGUGAAGAUAUUACUGAUUUAUCUCUUCUUAAUGAUGAUUUCUUUCAGAAAAAAUUAGAUAAAAGAGUGGCCUUAAGUAUGAUUCGGGUGGUCACAGAUGAAGAAGUUAUGGCUGCCAUGUUUGAUAUUGAUGACAAUCAUGCCCCUGGUCCUGAUGGAUUCUCUUCUAAGUUUUUUAAAAAGAAUAGCUUGGGUGAUGUUGUUAGUCAUAACCAAUCUGCUUUUAUCCCAGGAAGAUCAAUUUUAGACAACAUAUUGCUUGCUCAAGAGCUGAUGGUGGGGUAUAAAAGUAAAAGUGGUGUGCCUAAGUGUACUUUAAAAGUUGAUAUUCAAAAGGCUUAUGACACUGUGGAUUGGAAAUUCUUAAAUAGAAUUCUUUUGGGGUUUGGCAAAAGAGGACUUAGGCAGGGAGAUCCUCUUUCUCCUUACCUGUUUACUAUGGUUAUGGAAGUUUUCAAUUUAAUUCUUUUGAAGAAAAUUGAAGAAAGACAAAAUUUCAAAUACCACUUUUUUUCUUAUGGAAAUGGGAAUUCUGCUAGAGUGAUUAAAUGUGCUCUUGAAGAAUUCAAAUCUGUGUCUGGGCUGAAAGCUAGUAUGGAAAAAGUUCAAAUCUUUUUUAGUUGUGUCAAGCCUAAUAUGAGAAGGAUUAUUUUGGUGCUUGUUGAUAAGAUAAAGGUGAAAGUGCUUAACUGGAAAAAUAAGAUGCUAUCCUUUGCUGGGAGAUUACAACUCAUCAAUUUAGUAUUGACUUCAAUUCAUGUGUACUGGGCUUCUAUUUUCAAAAUUCCUAUUGCUACUAUUAAAGAGAUAGAGAAGAUCUGUAGAAGUUUUUUGUGGGCAAAUGAAUUUUUGGGAUAUUUGGCAAAGGAGAAGCAUGAAUUGGACUUGGAAAAGGUUUUUGGAGGAAAGGAAAAUUAUUUGACCCCAUGUUGUGUCCUGUACUGGAAAUGGAAGGAACACUUCUCUUUGGCAUGA